CAACCUUUCGGCCAUGGCAGGGAAGCCAGCCUUGGCGAUUUUGUUCAAGGGCACCGACACGCCCGUCCUUUUGUCUGAGCUGACAAUGAAGCAAGAAAUGUGGCUGGAGAACGGAAGGCCUUUCGAGUACGUCCGCAUUGACCCUCCGAUGGAAGGUGAGCCAAGUGAGCAUGAGGAUGGUUGGGCUGGGAUGGCCGGCGAGGAGAUGGAUGCCUUGUCAGAGCUCAACGACAAGAUCAUGGAAGCUGAACUGACUGAAAGCAGCGGAGAGGAAAAGCAUUCGGCGGGUUCAAGCAAGCAAGGUGUUGCUUCAGCUGCCGAGAGGGUGGCCCGAUAUCAGGCUAGCCUCAUUGCCCCUGACAUGGACCAGAGCAAAGAGACAUACUGUGUGGAGGAUUUCAAGCGCGUCGUCAAGGAGCUGAAGGUUGAAGGUGAGCGGCCUCACCACCAGACCCCCAUCAAGGUACUGUCUGGGUGCACUGGCAUGCUGGCAGAGGGAUGGGUGUGCAAGUUGCUGGGCAUUCCGGUCGAGUCCUACAAUUGCAGCGACCCAAAGCCAGAAAGCUAUUCGAUCGUGAACUUGAACUUUGGGCCGCAGGUUGCUAGCUUCCACAAAACCUUGCAGGAACAGAUCAGCCGCUUGGUUGAGCCUUGCCACAGUGAUUCCCAGGAAGCAGCUGACGCCAAGCACUUAGAGAACCCCGACCUUGCUGUUGCCGGGACGCCUUGCCAACCAUUCUCACGGCAACGGUCCAAAAGAAGCGCAGACAACUCCGUUCGGAGCCAUUCCAAGUUUUCCACAACGUUUGUGGAUCUCUUGGAUUGGCUGAGGGCCUUUGAACCGAAAUGCGGGGCAUUUGAGCAAGUCGAAGGGUUGGAUUGUCCUGAAAGUACUGCAUGCCGCACUACACCAUUGGAGAGGCUGUUGAAGUUGCUCGAUGCGAAGGAGUGGGGUCACGGCGGCUACCACAUGGAGCCUGUCCGCAUGGAUUCUUCAGCGUGGAUCAACAUGAGCCGCCCAAGGACGUCCCCGCAGAAUGGCCACUUCGCCUUGGAAAACACUGGUCAAAUUUGUGCAGCCUUCGCGCUUGAUACCAGCGGCACUGCUGCGUGCGUUGUCCUGGAAACCUGAUCGAAAAAUCGAGUUGUGACCCACUGCUCCUCAGCGACCUUGUGUUCCCGGUCGCGGAAAGCACGCAGCCCAGCCGGGUCGGUCUUCCCUGACGCGCCCGGGGCGUACCCCUUGGCCGCAAAGGUGGUGGGAGCAAACCAAGCACUGGCACAGCCAACAGCAAUGCCCCGUGAUUCACGCGGCAGGAAUGAGAGCCGUAGCAGGAGCCGAAAACCUGAGCCACGACCACGCAGCAGGCGCAUGAGGUCUCCAAGUGGGCGAAGGCUCAGCCGGCCUAGCCCAAGCCCGCGGGACAGCCGUGAGAGAGGUGAGGAUGGGUUUUGCGUGGUGUGACUCCCCAGGUCUCGUGGUCGUGACCGGCGCGACCGUCGCGAUCGGUCACCCAGCCGCCGCGACCGGCGCGACCGCGACCGGCGCGACCGCUCGCGCCGGAGCCCUCGGGCCUUUGGGCCCGGCGGAAGGCCCAGUGGCAACUGGGGCGGAGACUGGACCUGUGAGAAGUGUGGUGCUAACAACUUUGCCCGCCGUGACGAGUGCUUUAAAUGUGGAGCUAAGAAGCCCGAUAACUAGGUGGCAAGGCUUAUCCGGCAGGUUGGCUGCCUGCCGGCCACGGCCACAGCCGCCAGCCUGAGAGUUGGGAUGAGCCCCUUCAACUGGUUCAGCAUUGGAAGCAAGAAGGGGCGAACCCAUUGGGCUGCCGUGUGACAUAUCAUGAACAGGAAUCUAGUUCCUUCGGUGUUGCAUG
This is a messenger RNA of Durusdinium trenchii, 1877 nucleotides long. NCBI's taxonomy places the organism in Eukaryota, Dinophyceae, Suessiales, Symbiodiniaceae. The record is from the annotation of a GenBank genome assembly.